This is a messenger RNA of Ogataea philodendri, 1035 nucleotides long. RefSeq lists its product as uncharacterized. The transcript has a single exon. The record is from RefSeq and is a predicted model, not a curated record. Gene Ontology annotation, biological process: protein stabilization. Bases 1 to 1035 code for a protein of 344 amino acids. Gene Ontology annotation, molecular function: protein-folding chaperone binding. Lineage: Eukaryota; Fungi; Ascomycota; Pichiomycetes; Pichiales; Pichiaceae.
AUGGCCAUUGGAAAUUUACUGCAGAACGGUGAAAGGGCGUUAGACCAAGAUCAUUUAGAUGAAGCUGUUUUCAAUGCCAACCAAGCGUUGAAAGAGAACGAAAACUCUUUCAAAGCUUUAUAUCUGAGAAAUAGGGCAUAUUUGAGAUCUAAAAAAUACGAUUUGGCGAUUGAUGAUGCAUCAAAGCUGGUCACUGUGGCACAAAACAGUGGAAAAAGAGAAGAUAUUGCUCUUGCUCUAAGACAAAAAGGAGUUUCGUUGUUCAGAGUAUCGCAAAAUGAAUCUGCUUAUGAGCAUAUUAGUCAAUCGGAGAAAUUAAACCCUAAGGAUCAAGAGACUCUGAUGCUGAAAAAAAUGAUUGAAAACCGCUUGAAAAAGCAAGGAACUCAAACUCUUCCGGAAUCAGUCCCUCAGGAGAUCCAUUCCCCCAAAACCCAGGAAUCAAAGCAGAACUUAAAAGUUGAUUGGUAUGAUUCGAAAGAACUUGUUAGUAUCUCAAUUUUUGUGAAGAACAUUCCUUCAGAAUCGUUGAAAGUUGAGUUUUCAGAGCACUCCGUUGAUGUGAGCUUCAAAACCAAAGACAGUUCGGAAUUCAACUACAGUCUAGAUCCUCUUUAUGGGCCGAUUGACCCCGAAAAAUCUUCUUUCAAGCUAUUUGGUACCAAGUUAGAACUAUAUCUUUCUAAAAAUUCAGAAUCUACUUGGAAAAGUCUCGAAAAGACAGGAGAGGAUUCGAGCUUCUCUCAAAUUCCAAAAGACGAUUUCUCUAGUUCAACAUUGAGUUACCCAUCUUCGUCACGUAAAAAAAUCAAUUGGGACCAACUUAAUAUUGAUGACGAUAACGAAUACUCAGAUCAAAAUCCAGACGAUUUCUUCAAGAAGUUGUAUCAAAACGCAGAUGAAGAUACGAAAAGAGCAAUGAUGAAAAGUUAUCUUGAAAGUAAUGGAACGGCAUUAAGCACAGAUUGGUCGGAAGUUGGUCAGAAAAAGGUUGAUACUACCCCUCCCGAUGGAGCAGAAGUCAAAAAAUGGUGA